This is a messenger RNA of Megalobrama amblycephala (Wuchang bream), 5596 nucleotides long. It is a transcript of the gene ddr2a, whose product is annotated as discoidin domain receptor tyrosine kinase 2a. Lineage: Eukaryota; Metazoa; Chordata; Actinopteri; Cypriniformes; Xenocyprididae. The transcript has 17 exons. Gene Ontology annotation, biological process: protein phosphorylation; multicellular organism development; positive regulation of kinase activity. The coding region runs from base 1176 to 3653 and encodes 825 amino acids. The record is from RefSeq and is a predicted model, not a curated record. Gene Ontology annotation, cellular component: membrane; signaling receptor complex. Gene Ontology annotation, molecular function: collagen binding; ATP binding; protein tyrosine kinase collagen receptor activity.
GAAUGAUAGUCCCGUCUCCGCCUGAGAUGAAGCAACUUUGGAAGAUGCUCUUUCCGCUCCUUAUUCUCCUUUACCUAUCAGGAGCUGUCAAGUCUCAAGUAAAUCCAGGUUGGUGGUUAGAAAGGAAAGAACACCAUGCUAAAGGAGUGGUGAAAUGUAACGGGAUAGAGUCCAUCACUCAAACCUCAUUGAACUGCGUGUGAGCUCUGUGUGAGGAUGUGACCUUGCUUUGAGUUUAUUAUUGAAUGUAGCAGGAGCGCAAGCAUGAUUGUUUACAAUGGAUUCAACAAUCAGACUGGAGUCUGUGGCUUGAACAUACCAGACAUUUUGACAACAGGAAAGUAUAUUGAAACAGCUUCUAUUUCUUACUCCUUUUUUCUUUUUCUUUUUUUUUUUGCUCCAAGGCUCUGUGUGUUUUUCAGAUAUUUGUUUCUGCAGCUCAUAAUUCACGGCAGCAGUCUUUCUCACAUUUACAGUUUGAUCGUUUCGAUAUUCAGCUAGUUGACCUUAGUGUUAGAGACAGAGGUUAAUGACAGUGUUUCCGAUCAAUUGUAUAAAUUGUUGCUUUCCACGAAGGUGGUGAAUUUCCGUUCUUUCCAGGAGAGAGAUGCUGUAACCUCUUUAAAUAUCAGUUUUGCUCUGUUAUAUUUCCGCUGGAAAUAAAGCUGCAUUUUUUUCCUACUUCUGGAAAAGUGUGUUGCUGAACUCAGUAGCUAUGAGAUCUCCUCUGCCAACUUUCCUCUGUUUAAAAUUCCCGAAGACUGUAGUUAUACCAUCCUACUCUCUGCUUUUUUCCACUUUGAGUUAUAGACUUACUUUUUUCUACUGUAAAAAAAAAAAGAAAAAAGAAAAAAUAAGAAAGAAAAGAAAAAAUGUAAGUGCCUCUUCUUUUUUAAGUGUCUGCAUGUUAGUAUACAUGUGUGUGUGCAAGGUUUUGGACCCUGCAGUUAGACGGCAAACAUGGAGGAACAAAUGUGCCAUUCACAACGAUUAAAGAUGGAAAAAACUGGCUGGCAGGAGGGGGAAAUAAGCGCCACUCGGACCAAUGAAUUACUGCACAAGACCAGAGUGGCCCAUAAGAGAAAGAGAGAGAGGAAAGACCAAAAGCCACAGUUUCUUCACACAACAUGAGUAUUUUUCCACCUUUCUGAAGUGUGUGUCGGUCCCCGUUAGGAAUGUCCAGAGGUCAGAUCUUAGAUGAAGACAUCUCAGCUUCCAGUCAGUGGUCUGACUCGACAGCAGCAAAGUAUGGCAGGCUGGACUGUGAGGAAGGAGAUGGUGCGUGGUGCCCUGAGAUAGCUGGAGAACCUGAGAAUAUGAACGAGUUCCUGCAGAUUGACCUCCGUUCUCUGCACUUCAUCACUCUGGUGGGCACUCAGGGACGUCACGCAGGGGGCAUUGGUAAUGAGUUUGCCCAGACCUACAAGAUCAAAUAUAGCCGCGAUGGCAGCCGUUGGAUCUCCUGGCGCAACAGGCAGGGCAAAGAGGUGAUUGAGGGGAACAGAAAUGCAUAUGACAUUGUGCUGAAGGACUUGGAGCCACCCAUCAUUGCACGUUUUGUCCGCUUCAUGCCCGUCAUCGAUCACUCAAUGAACGUUUGCAUGCGCGUGGAACUGUAUGGCUGUGAGUGGCUGGAUGGCUUGGUGUCAUAUAAUUCUCCACUUGGCCAGCAGAUGACUCUCAAUGGACAGUAUAUUUAUCUCAAUGACUCUGUGUAUGAUGGCGCCAUGAGUUACAGUAUGACAGAAGGACUUGGGCAGCUAACGGAUGGCAUGUGUGGUCUCGAUGACUUCAAACACAGUCACGUGUACAACGUAUGGCCUGGUUAUGACUAUGUCGGCUGGACCAACGAGAGCUUUCCCAAUGGUUAUGUUGAGAUCAUGUUUGAGUUUGACCGUACCCGCAACUUCACCACCAUGAAGGUGCACUGCAACAACAUGUUCUCCCAAAGGGUAAAGACCUUUCAGAAGGUGGUGUGUUAUUUCCGCUCAGAGUCGGACUGGGAGGCCACACCUAUAUCGUUCAGCCCUGUGAUGGACGAUGUCAACCCCAGUGCCCGCUUCGUCACCGUCUCACUCUACAAUCACAUGGCCAGUGCUAUUAAAUGCCAGUACUACUUUUCUGACAUCUGGAUGAUGUUCAGUGAAAUCACCUUCCAGUCAGAUACAGCCAUGUACAACACAACUCUGGCUCCCCCCAAGCCCGGUCCUCCCACCAGCAAUCAGCCAGAGGAUGACCCCACCCACAAAGUAGAUGACAGCAACACUCGGAUCUUGAUUGGCUGCUUGGUCGCCAUCAUCUUCAUCUUAGUGGCCAUUAUUGUUAUUAUAUUAUGGAGACAAGUGUGGCAAAAGAUGCUUGAGAAGGUGUCUCGGAGGAUGCUGGACGAUGAACUAACUGCUAGUCUGUCAAUACAGAGUGAGACCUUCACCUAUAACAACAACAACAGCCCCUCCUCAGUGCCCAGUGAGCAGGAGUCCAACUCCACCUAUGAGCGCAUCUUCCCUCUGGGACCCGACUACCAAGAGCCCUCUCGUCUGGUCCGCAAACUGCCGGAGUUUUCCCAAACAUCCGAGGAUACUGCAUCAACAAGUACAGCUUCCAAGUCUCCUCCAGUCAGUGUGCAAGAGGGUGUCCCACAUUAUGCUGAGGCAGACAUAGUCAACCUCCAGGGUGUGACUGGGGGCAACACCUACGCCGUGCCUGCCCUCACCAUGGACCUGCUGUCAGGGAAGGAUGUGGCUGUGGAGGAAUUUCCUCGGAAACUACUUACCUUUAAAGAGAAGCUGGGAGAAGGGCAGUUUGGAGAGGUGCAUUUGUGUGAAGCAGAAGGCAUGCAAGAUUUCAUGGAUGAGGACUUCUCCUUCGAUGUCAUUGAAAACCAAACAGUGCUUGUGGCUGUUAAGAUGCUUCGAGCGGAUGCAAAUAAAAAUGCUAGGAAUGAUUUUUUGAAGGAGAUAAAGAUCAUGUCACGAUUGAAAGACCCCAACAUCAUCAGGCUGCUGGCGGUGUGUAUGAGCUCUGACCCUCUGUGUAUGAUCACCGAAUAUAUGGAGAACGGAGACCUUAAUCAGUUCCUGUCUCGCCAUGAGCCCGAGGGCAUGAUCGCUCUCCUCAGCAACGCUCCAACAGUCAGCUACAGUAAUAUACACCACAUGGCCACACAGAUCGCUUCAGGCAUGAAGUAUCUAUCUUCUCUCAACUUUGUGCAUCGGGACUUGGCCACCCGCAACUGCCUAGUAGGGAAGAACUACACCAUCAAGAUUGCAGACUUCGGAAUGAGUAGGAACCUAUAUAGUGGAGACUACUACCGUAUCCAGGGCAGAGCGGUGCUGCCCAUCCGCUGGAUGUCCUGGGAGAGCAUUCUUCUGGGGAAAUUCACCACAUCCAGUGAUGUGUGGGCUUUUGGCGUUACCCUUUGGGAGAUGCUAACCUUCUGCAAAGAGCAGCCCUACUCACAGCUUUCAGACGAGCAGGUCAUUGAAAACACAGGGGAGUUCUUUCGGGAUCAGAGGAGACAGAUAUACCUGCCCCAGCCGCCAAUGUGUCCUGACCCCGUCUACAAGCUCAUGUUGAGCUGCUGGCACAGGAACACCAAAGAGCGUCCAUCUUUCCAGGAGAUUCAUCACACACUACUGGAGUGCAAGCCAUAGUGUACACUUAUGUGCCAACCUUGGCACUCCUAGAGACAUUUCAGUUCGCCCACAGGACUCCAGUCAUCUACACACCGCAACACGCACUUAUACAUUCCCAUAUAUAGGAAGUGAGAUCAGAAUCUAUUAUUUUUUCUGUAGCAAUUUUCACUGUGAGUGUGCAAAGUCAAACUGACAUAUAUAUAUAUUGUACGAUUGAACUAUACGCCCCCUAAGUGCCUUCGGUUGGCAUACAAUACCUGGGCAGCACUAGGCCAAAGUAAAUGUAGCAAUAAAUUUAGGCACCUUUAACACAGCAGAAUUGGAUUUUAAGACACUGUGUAUUUUCUCCAAAUAACUUUAUUCUAACUGAAAUAUCUAUUUCUGAAUAGAAAAGGGCAAUGCAUUAAGACAAGGUAUUGGCUACUAAUGGGCCUUUUAUUAUUUCCAAUUUAUUGUUGUUUUCAGUGUUUUGAGGCCGAAGACAGCUUGAAUGUAAAUAAGAAUCAUUAAUUGACAUUCAGAUUCACCUUUGGUUUUAUCUUGAUGUCGCUUGACGUUUGUGUACAUGUUCAUCUCAUUUAUUGAAAAUGCUAAAGUAUUUUGUUAUUUUACAUAUUUUAUUAUUUUCUCUGUAGUAAACUGCAAAGACCACUUUAAACCAAGUGGAGUAACAGAAAGUUUAUCUGGUUGUCACAGAAUUUAAAAUUCAAAAUCAGAAAAAUUCAAUUAAAAUUGUAAAUGUAAAAUAUUAUAGUUAUCCUGCAACUACCUAUAUAUGUGUUUAUAUUUAAGUGUACCGCUUUACAUACGUGUUUUGCUUGUUAUGGUGUUAAUGGUGAUUAUUUAAGUCCAUUUCAUUAUUUUUCUUUGCUCAUCAACUUUUGUAUCAACAAACAGAAAUUUCAGCAUAAUGAGCUAUAAAUAGCCAUAAUCCUUUUACAGAAAUCUGUUAAAGUAUUUGCAUGAAGAUGGAUGAAAUACGAAAUAUAGUAAAAUUACUUACUACAUUUUUUCAUUACAUUUGUCCUAUGUGUUCAUCUAUUCUCAAAGUAGGCCGAAUGGGGCAGUAAGUACAUUUAUUAUCACCAGUUUUGUUUAUCUGUAGAAAAGAUGAAAAUUAGCUUAUUUUGAAGCUGUUUGUCUUUCUUUUACGUUCGAGUAUAUUCUAGGUGGUGCUGAAUUGCUAAACUGUUGGAUAAAUACUGGAUUUGUAUUGAACAGAUGCACUAUGAUGGUUUACAGUAAGUUGUGAUGUGUUUUCGCAUGUGAAAAGUGCUGCAAAUGGGACACUCAGAAAUCUGUUUUGUAAUUAACUUGUAUACUUGUAAAUCAUUUUUGUAUGGUCAUUGCAUAUGACAAUAAUAUUGAAAAUGUGUGCACCUUUUGGGGUCAGUUGAGAUAUCUGCCAUUUUAUAAGAAGUGUUUUGGUUGUGGAUUUAAAAAUCUCUUAACUAUAUGUAUAGAAUAAUUUUAACAUUCUUGACAUGACUGAUGAAGUUGCAUUAUAGAUAUGCUUUAAUUCUGCACUGUUUAAAUGUUUUACUAGCUGGUUUUCUCAACAAGUCUUUAAAAAUUUCUUCCUUCAUACUAUAAACAGAACAGUAUAGUCCUUUUUCAGACUUUGAGUUUGUUUACAAAAACCUGGAAAUAUUCAACAUUCCACUUUAUAAAACACGUCUUUGUGAGAAAAGGAAAAAAAAAACCUUUUUAUAUAUUCUCUACAUUGACCAUAUCUUUAUCAGAAUGAAGGCGAAAACUGGAUUUUUGUUUUAUCCAUAUGAAAAAUAUUCUGCAUUUUCUUUCUUUAAUCCUUUAAUCAUUUGGUGCUCUAUUUGUAUUGCUAUGCUUUGUGCUGUAUUCUUUUAAUAGCUGUCUUUUUUCACUAAUAACCUAUUGUACAUGUAGGCCUAAGUGUUAGAAAAUUGUACAUAAGAUAUAAUAAAUUGAUGAAUCUCUAAAAA